Bombus huntii is the source of this 599-nucleotide messenger RNA. It is a transcript of the gene ND-B12, whose product is annotated as NADH dehydrogenase [ubiquinone] 1 beta subcomplex subunit 3. The transcript has 2 exons. NCBI's taxonomy places the organism in Eukaryota, Metazoa, Arthropoda, Insecta, Hymenoptera, Apidae. The record is from RefSeq and is a predicted model, not a curated record. The coding region runs from base 186 to 497 and encodes 103 amino acids. Gene Ontology annotation, cellular component: mitochondrion. Gene Ontology annotation, biological process: mitochondrial respiratory chain complex I assembly; electron transport chain.
AUAUACCAACCUUAACACUCAAUUUGUGGCUUACGUAAGCUGUACAACCUCUUUUGUACAAAGUAUUAAUAAUUAGUAUAAAAAUAUCAAGUGUUUGUAUUUUAAGCAUAAUGCAAAACGUGCUUGAAACUGUACACAUACAAUAAGUUGUUCUGUUGAUGUAAAGAUACAACUUUUUUGAAAAAAUGGGAGGUCAUAAUCAUGGGUAUAAAAUACCAAGUCCUGAUAUAUACAAAGUAGAAGAUGUGCCACAGCUUAAAAUGGUCCAAGAGGAACUAGCUAAACUUGGGUUGAAGGACCCUUGGUUAAGAAAUGAAGUUUGGCGUUAUACAGGACUACCUGGUAAAUCACAUUUCUUACGAGUGUUUAAGGGAGUUACCACGGGUAUGCUAACCGGAUUUGCAGCAUUUUUAGUAACAAUAGGCAUAGAACAAUAUUUUGGAAUUACUUAUGGCAAACAUCAUGAUAAACAUCAUAACAAUGAUGAUCAUCAUUAAUAUUAUAUAAGGACAUAUUUGAUGGCCAGGAAAUAUUAAACAGUUUAAAUUACUGUUAUAUGUAUUAUAGCUUUAAAAAUAAAUUAAAAUUUGAGAUUUAAA